AUGGAAGGAGAGGAGCCACCUGCAGAACUUGAUGCCAGGAAAUCUCAGCUGGCAUCCAUGAAGAAAACGACACUGGAUUUCAGUUUCUGUGAGGAUGCUGGAAUGGGUGAUGAUUUUGCUUCUGCAUCCACUAGUGAGGAGAUAGCGACGCAAAUCAUGGCUGAACUUGGCCAUCUUACCAAGGCUGCAAGAAGUGCGGAAAAGAUCCUGACUGCUGUCCUCAGAGCACUUGAUGAAAGGCACGGAUGGAAGGCUGAUGAGCCAGUUGUGGCUGCAAGCGUUGGUGUCUUGCACCAAGCCUUCGCUGAGCAGCACCACCAGUUCCUCCUCUUCACAGUUCUUCUGCGCCAUGCGUCUUCCGCAGAUCACCUGUCAGUUUCAGAGCGUGCCUGCCUCAUAAGACUAGCAGUUAAUGAAGGGCUGUCUCAAGAACGGCACUUUCUGAGUGCCGUCCUGGCUCAGUGCCUGACACACCUACCAGCACAGCUGCCCUUGCUCGCUGAUGUUCCUGUUCUGGGUUCGGCAACAUCUACAUCUGGUGGCGAGCUGGACGUGCCCAAGCCAUUGCCAAAAGCAAAUGGAAACAUGGAAGAAGAGGAUCUGCGGACUGCUGUGUUGGACAGCAUCGCUGAGGUUAGUGGAAGCAUCGAGGACACUGGCGUCUUGGUUGACGAAUUGACACGAAUCUUGGCACAGCUCCGCUUGCCAAAUGGCCUUGGCAAGGGAGAUAGUGCCGAUGCAGUUGUUGCUGUGCUGGAGUGCGUAGCUGCUGCAUUGAGAGCAGUUGUAUUGCGUCCUGACGAGGGUCGCAAAAUCCCCUUCAGCAAGAAGAAUGAUAUGUUUCUGGAGCUGCUAAGUCUGCAUUUGAGUCUGCCUGCCCUGCCAAGGCUGCAAAUUCACAGAUUACUUCAGAUAUUGGUGCCUGCUGGAAUUGGGGAGAGUACUUUGCCUCCUGCACUUGUGUCAGGUUUUCUCACAGCAGUUUACAAUGAAUUGCUGGAUGCAAACUUGGUGCCUGAGUCAUUUGUGGCGAUCGCCGGAACGUUUGCUGUAGUAAUGAGGAGUUCUGAUGCGAGGGGCUGGGUGACUGGUCUUCAAUUUGUGAACCUGCUCGUGACGAUGGCACUCAAGGAUCACGAAACCUCGUCCCUUGCUCUGGGCGCUGUCCGCCAGGGCGCUAUCAUCCUUCUUGCCAAUACAUCGUUGUUGCAGCUCAGCAUGGUCGUGGACUGUCCUGACUUGGAAACAGCAACACUUGACACAGGAGACAUCCUGAAGCCUUGCUUGAGAAUAAGUAUCACUAAUGCUGGCCAGAUGCAGGCCUUCAGUCAGGCGUUCCCCGAUAAGCUGGACAGACAGGCAACUGAACAACUGAGGAACCUGUGUGAGAGCGAACCUGACCUGCCUGGGCGCUUGAUCAAGCUGGGCUGCAAAGUGUCCAGCUUGAGAAACGCAUUUGGCUCACAGCUGGAGGAUAUGCUGGGAACCUGCUUCAGCCCUGACAGCUCGGAUGGCAUCCCACAGCGAGCCAAGAGGCCGCUUUCUCAAGGGCGAUGCAGCACCCCAGAAGGAAGCAUCAGUCCCUGCGAGCCGGAAGCCACUGAGCAGACCAGAGCUAUGGACUUCUCAAGGAAGGUGCUUGCAGUGCUUUCGAAGGGCUCCUCUUGGAAGGAGGGGCCAUAUCAGAUGCCAAGGCCACGAAGUGUACAAGAGCUCUUGGCAGUUGAUGAAAACGACGCCGACACAACCAAGAACUCAACCGGAGGCGACAAUGGAGGGGAAGAGGACGAACCGGAUGGGAAGAAGACUACAAGUCGCACAGCAGCACUGAAGUCAGUUUUGAGCAUGCUGGACAGGGAGCACGGAUCUGAUGGAAAGACAAAUUCGCUGAAUAUGGAUGACCUUGUGCUUGGCCUAGAUCCGAUUUCUUGA
Molecule: messenger RNA, 1932 nt
Organism: Ostreobium quekettii
Lineage: Eukaryota; Viridiplantae; Chlorophyta; Ulvophyceae; Bryopsidales; Ostreobiaceae
Source: the annotation of a GenBank genome assembly